Messenger RNA from Callorhinchus milii (elephant shark), 1571 nucleotides. Its product is annotated as guanine nucleotide exchange factor for Rab-3A. NCBI's taxonomy places the organism in Eukaryota, Metazoa, Chordata, Chondrichthyes, Chimaeriformes, Callorhinchidae. Gene Ontology annotation, molecular function: guanyl-nucleotide exchange factor activity. The record is from RefSeq and is a predicted model, not a curated record. Gene Ontology annotation, cellular component: Golgi to plasma membrane transport vesicle. Gene Ontology annotation, biological process: exocytosis. The transcript is spliced from 11 exons. Bases 267 to 1520 code for a protein of 417 amino acids.
UAUAAUCUCACACUCCCGUGGGUUUGAGGCCAGGAUACUGGCCACUGUGAUGUAAGAGGCUGCUCGAGGCAGUGCAGAGGAGAGCAACGAGGCUGAUCUCCAUAUUUGUGAAGUCCCCAGCAUUUUACAAAUGUGAUUUUGCUGUUGUUGUAAUAGAGAAAUGAGCUGUGAGCAAUGAUUAUACAAGCAGCUGGGGCUCUUCGGUCUAGAGAGAAGACAACACAGAGGGAACAGUAGAGGGAGUUUCCCAGGUGACCGGGACCGCUAUGACAUCCCAGAGGAAAAUCUCGGAUUGUGAGCUGCCUGUAACCGGGAACACGCAGACCCCGGGGGACAUGGACUCCGGCACCGACAGCCCCCCGCCUGGGGGCAGCACACAGCCCAGCACAGGGGGAACGCUCAUCGAGAGGAAGCCGGUGGCCAUGGGGAGCCAGUGUGAGGGUAAGGUGCCUCUGGAUGUUUGGCCUUUGCCGGGGUCCGGGCCGGGCUCGGAGCUGGAGGCCGCGGGAGCCAUGAGCCAGGAAAUGCUGAGGAACGCCUACCACCUGUCCCGCCUGCGCAGCUCCUCCCUGGAGAUCAGAGAGAAGGGCAGCGAGCGGCUCCGAGAGGAGCUGGCCAAGGCCCAGAGCGAGCUGAAGCUGAAGGAUGAGGAGUGCGAGAAACUGUCCAAGGUUCGGGAACAACUGGAGCAGGAGCUGGAGGAGCUGACGGCCAGUCUCUUUGAGGAAGCGCAUAAGAUGGUGCGAGAAGCGAAUACAAAACAGGUCGUGGCUGAGAAACAGUUGAGAGAGGCCCAGGGCAAGAUUGACGUGUUGUUGGCCGAGGUUAAUGCUCUGAAGACACUGGUGCUCACCUCCACCCCGUCCUCCCCCAACCGGGAGCUGCACCCUCAGCUCCAGCCGGUGGGGCGCCCCGUCUUCCGCAAGGGCCACGGGCGACACCGGAGCACGAGCAGUGCACUGCCCCCCGGCCCCCCCACCCCACUCCAGCCCGUUAGCAAGGAGAGUAGAGAGAUGGACGCUGUGUUGCUGGAGGAGUUCCAGUCGUGGCGGGAGGCCCCGAGCCUGGCCAGGGGCUGCCCUUUCCUGGAGAGAAUCUAUCGCGAGGACAUCACCCCCUGCCUGUCCUUCAGCAACCCCCAGCUGACGGAGGCUGUCCAGGCUGCGGUGGAGAUGAACACACUGAGUAUUGAGCCCCUCGUCAGCCCCUCUCUACAGGCGGCCACAGACUUAAGUGUGCUCUCAGCGGCCGCUCCCGAGCGUGCAAACACCGCCUCACGCUGGGCGACGCAGAGAAUUACUUAUCACCGCCGUUUGCAACUUCUUCACCUACAUCCGGUACAUCCAGCAAGGCCUGGUCCGUCAAGAAGUCGAGCAGAUGUUCUGGGAGGUGAUGAAGCUGAGGAAGGAGAUGGCUGUGGCCAAACUGGGCCACUUCACAGAGGAGGUUUAGAGAAUCUCUUGUCCCUUUCGCUGCCCGCCCCCCCCACCAACACAUUGCCAGCUUCCCUCCCCACAUAGUGUCAGCGCCCCCCACUACACACACACAUAGUGCCAGCCCCCACUAUACAC